ACUUAAAUAGUUAGCCAUUUGAAGAAGCAAGUUCAGUUCGACAAAGCAGCCAAAGGCAUUCACUACACCACCGAGGAUACAAUACUUGGAUAGUUUCUGAAGAACAUGCCGUACUACGAGGAGGAACGUCGCCAUCACCAUCACCAUCACCAUGGAAGGCCCAUUGUGGAGGUGGACAUUGUCCCGCCAAGGAUUCCUCGGCCAGUGAUUGAGAUCGGAGUGGGCGGCCGCUAUCCACCACCACCGCCCAGGGUGGAGGUCAUCACACCAGCUGCCGUCUACCAGCCCCCACCACCACGACCCAUUAUCGAGGUGGAUGUGGUGCCACCAAGAGCCCCCUUCAUCGAGUUCAACAUUGGCGGUCGGCGUCCUCCUCCCAGGGAAGAGGUCAUCAUUGUCCAGCAGCCCCCGCCGCCCAGGUGGUAGGCGUGGUCGCAUUGUGACCCUCCAAAAGAGUGAACAACGUUUAAAAUAUUUAUUAAACUUCCUGUAUUUCAUGAGCAAGCACUGGAAAUACACUAGAAUACACGCAAAUAGAAACUAUAAACUAACUUUUUACAAAAAAUAGGCCCUUGUAUAAUAAAAAUAAAAAAUAAAAAACA
Messenger RNA from Drosophila erecta, 602 nucleotides. RefSeq names its product leucine-rich repeat extensin-like protein 3. The transcript has a single exon. Lineage: Eukaryota; Metazoa; Arthropoda; Insecta; Diptera; Drosophilidae. The record is from RefSeq and is a predicted model, not a curated record. The coding region runs from base 106 to 426 and encodes 106 amino acids.